Messenger RNA from Daktulosphaira vitifoliae (grape phylloxera), 644 nucleotides. RefSeq lists its product as uncharacterized. Lineage: Eukaryota; Metazoa; Arthropoda; Insecta; Hemiptera; Phylloxeridae. The transcript is spliced from 4 exons. The record is from RefSeq and is a predicted model, not a curated record. Bases 107 to 586 code for a protein of 159 amino acids.
AUAUAAGUAAUAUAUCUAAGACAAAUUAAAUCACUGCUGCACAAUAAUUUCAUUUGUUUCAUAAUAUUAAACUUCAAAAUAAACUGUUGUAUUUAUUUUCUCAAUCAUGAAUGGGAAAAUCAUAUUUUGUCUUUUGGUUGUGUUUUUUGGUCAAACAUUGUCUGCUACAAAUUUCAUGGCCGGAUCAGAAUUGAAAAAUAUCGCUGAUCAAUUUUCUAAUUCAGCAGUAUCCAUUUCACAGCAUGUAUCAUCGGCAAUUGAUAAUGAUAUUCAAACAUCUCUUAACUGGUUUAAUCUACGCUUAACCGAAUCAUUCAUCAACUUGGAAAGCAAACUCGCUCAUUUAAAAACACUUAUGAAAAGUUAUGCUAGUCCAGAAAUUAUGGAAGCAAUUGAAAGUUAUGAAAAAAAAUUGAAGAAACUUAUCUCUGCUGCUAAGGAAUAUUUCAAAGAAAAAAUAACCCAACCAAUUAACAACAAUAAUAUCGAAAAUGAAAUAGCUAAAUACAGUAAUCAAAUCAUAAAGGCUACUAAAAAUUCUGAAGAUGUUGUAAAUCGAGCUAUUAAUCGUCUUACAUUAAAAUAAUUUAAGAAAUUAUGUAAUUAUUUUAAAAAUUAAUAUACAUAAAGUUUUAUUUAUUAUA